CCUGUUCACUGGCGGCCUCCACACAACUGCAGCCAUGGCCUUCAUGCCGUACGUAGAUCCCGAGCUGAAACACUACAUCAAAUCUCACUCAAUCCCACGGAUCUAUGAGGCAUUGCUUACAGGAUUAUUUAUUCAGUGUCCUCAUGAUCCGUUAAUAUUUUUGGAGGAGAAAAUUAAAGAACUACAAAACCAAAAAAGUCAAGCUUUGCUUUUGACAAAAAAAGGUCAUCUGGAUUUGAGCUGGGACAUGUUUAUCACUGCUGAAUUCAGACAAAGCAUGACAAAAAUGAUAGGCAGUUAUCUAAGCUAUCUCUUUGAUGUGGAAGCAGGUGAGGUGUGAAUGGAUGAAUUAUAUCAGAAACAAAAGAAGAGAGCAGAUUAAACUGUCACAAGAUAUGGUCAAGGCUGAAAAUCAAUAUAAAAGGAACAAAUUAGAAGUAGCAUUUAAUGCAUGGGUGAAGUGGAUCCAGCUCCGAAGGAAACAGCAAGCCUUGGCAAUGGACCACAUACGGCAUGUCAAUGAUCAACUUCUGGCCAAGCUCAUUAUAAGAGAGUGGAGCAUUGUGACAAAAGAGGCAAAGAGUACACGAGAG
Pristis pectinata (smalltooth sawfish) is the source of this 593-nucleotide messenger RNA. RefSeq names its product dynein regulatory complex subunit 6-like. The transcript is spliced from 6 exons. Lineage: Eukaryota; Metazoa; Chordata; Chondrichthyes; Rhinopristiformes; Pristidae. The record is from RefSeq and is a predicted model, not a curated record. The coding region runs from base 35 to 340 and encodes 101 amino acids.